AUGUGCUGCCCAGAUGUGUCUCCCGCCUCCACUUUUCUCGUAGCACUGAUGUGCUUGGCAGCUUUCGGCAACUUUGCUAAGACUUCUUCAGACUUCUCAGGUUACAUAUCACAAGUAUUAAAGAAUUACACCGACCAUGCCUGUGAUGGAGAAUAUGUCUCCCUGAGAUGUCCUCACAGAACCACCAUCAGCAUCCAGUCUUCUUUCUAUGGCAGAAUUGUACCAAGUCACCAGAUGUGUCCUUCUCGCUCUCCCCGCUCCCACGCGACUUUAAUUAAGGAAGAUGUUGCCUGUUCAGUUGGCACUUCACUUCAGAAGAUGCUGGAUGAGUGCCAGGACAGACGGAGCUGCCGGUUCCUUGUCAGCAGCCGGCUGUUUGGCGUAGAUCCGUGCCCUGAAACAGCCAAAUACCUCCUCGUGUGGUAUAAGUGCAGGCCAAACGAGUACAAGAGUAAAGUAGCCUGUGAAGAUGACAAGCUGCGGCUAAGCUGUAAGAAGAGCAUGGUGAUAGCCAUCUACUCUGCUAUCUUUGGAAGGACACGGGGAGGCAGCCUGGAGUGCCCGUACCAAAACCUAGGGAUGCACACGAUUGACUGCAAGUCAGCUACUGCUCUCCAACUCAUGAUCAAGCGCUGCCAUGGGAAAAGAAGUUGUAGCAUAUAUGCCAGCACCUAUGAAUUUGGAGAUCCUUGUUAUCCCGGCAUCCAAAAGCAUCUGAAUGUCAUCUACACCUGUGUUCCCAGGAAGCUUCUGCAUGAAACCCAGCCAAGGCCAAUCAAUUACCAAAGAUUUCAGAAGCCACAUUUUCCACUGCGACCAAGGCUGUUUGAUGCUGAUGCUAUAGGAGACGGCGUGUUCCUUUCUGAUGUCUCUCCUCCCAGUGUAGGACGUGCCCUCCCAGCAGAGAAGAAGAAAGGGAGGUCGGCCACCUUCUACCCUCUAGACAACACCUCCUUCCUGCUUCCUGUGGAUGAGACACAGCCACCAGCGUUCGCCAGCAGCAUGGAGCCCGUGGGUGUCAGCACAGAGAUGGCACUGCUCAGCAACAUCCUAGCAGCGUACGCCUUCAUCACAGAAAACCCCGAGCGCGCCGCUCUGUAUUUUGUCUCCGGGGUGUGCAUUGGACUCGUCCUGACCCUGCUGGCCCUGGUGCUGAGGGUGUCCUGCCGCACAGACUGCAAGCGUUCCUCCACCAAAAAACCUCCCCGGGAGAGCGACAGCGACAGCAGCGACAGCGAUGGGGACUCGGACAGCACGUCGGACGUGUCGGCCCGCAGGCACCGCAGGUUCGAGAGGACUUUGAACAUGAACGUCUUCACUUCGGCAGAGGAGCUGGAGAGGGCGCAGCGGCUGGAGGAGCGGGAGCGCAUCAUCCGCGAGAUCUGGAUGAACGGCCAGCCCGACAUCCCCGGCACCAGGAGCCUCAACCGCUACUACUGAGAGCCGGGCGCCCGGCGUCCCGCUGCGCCACGGGGCUCCUCCAGCCUUGCCGGGCAGGAGGGAGGUGCUGAGGAAUGCCGUGGGGCUGCUUCCUCUUUUCCUUCCGGGAGUGCUGUGCGAUGGACAGCAGUAAAGCUUUCGCUGUCUCCCUUUCCCUGACGUAUGACUGUCACCCCCUUCACGGACACCUUCUGGUCACAUCAGAGGUGGCGACCAUCUUCGUUUCUGAGUGGCUGGCACGGAGCUGACAGUUUGAGUCCCCUGUGUGGAGCACGGAGCUUGGCACGCCGUAGUACGAGUGUUGCCACUUGUGUGGGGAGCAAAGGCAUCCAGGUUUUGGUUUUCAUUUCGGAAUGUUGGGCUUCCCUUUCCUGUGGACUCUGGGAGAACUGUGAACAAAGCUACAGCUCUGGAAAGAUGACUGGGGAGGGCAGGGAGGGACAUCCUGAUUGACUGUCUAGUGACUUCAGAAGCCAUGAGAUAAACCCCAUUAAAAACCAAUGGCAAAUAUGAGUUGUGAAGAACUGGGGGGUGAGGGGAGUGUUCUUCCAUCAUGAAAUCAUCUCGGUGCUUGGAUGUUUGCCAUAGUGUAUUCAGUUAUUUAUGGCUGUCUUUCUUUCAUACUCCUUUUCAAUGGGAACAUUGUUUUUUUAACCAACACCUCAGGGUUAAAAUCCUUUUUUUUUUUUUUUUUUUUUUUUUGAGUCUGUUCUCCCUGCUGGUCCCUGUCAAAUACAACCCAACUCACCUCCAACAGUGAAAUUAUGGUAAUAUAGGAGAUGUGUCAGUGAUUGGUGAGAUGUUAACAACCUCAAAGAGGUUGAAAAGGCUUUUCGUUUUGUUUUGUUUUAAAUAUAUAUAUAUAUAUAUGAAGAUGCUGCACAGGAGUGUGCCUUACUCUUUUUUUGUUGUUAAACUGAGGUUUUCCUAUGGAUAGCAAUGCACAAUGUUUUAUAUAUUUUAUUAAUAAAAAUGAAAAAGGAAAAGGUCUAUGUUUACUAGAAGAAAAUUGAGACAAAAGAAGCCACAUAUAACAACAGAAUGGGUAAUAAAUGCUAAAUAAAUUCUAGUUUGCUUCAA
This is a messenger RNA of Centrocercus urophasianus (Greater sage-grouse), 2520 nucleotides long. It is a transcript of the gene EVA1A, whose product is annotated as eva-1 homolog A, regulator of programmed cell death. The record is from RefSeq and is a predicted model, not a curated record. Gene Ontology annotation, molecular function: carbohydrate binding. The transcript is spliced from 8 exons. Lineage: Eukaryota; Metazoa; Chordata; Aves; Galliformes; Phasianidae. The coding region runs from base 1 to 1440 and encodes 479 amino acids.